CGUUCAUAAAAUCAGCUUACUCGUUAAUGAAUGUACCAAAAGAUUUUUUUGAAAAAGCUUUUAGCGUUUGUAAAGAUUACUUAUAUGGGGUUUGGAAAUAUAUUCCUAAAGAAGAAUUUCUUAUCAAGCCUAUUAAUGGUGGCUUGACCAAUUACAUAUACCUAUGCGAGUUGCCACCCAGAUAUGAACUAAUGAGAAGAGAAAAUGAGCCAAAAAGGGUUCUCCUUCGUUUUUACGGUAUAGGUAAGUUAUCAUUGAACGAAGGUUCUAGUCCCGUCUUAAACCACCUCUCCGAAAAUUUGCUCUGCGCAAUAUUAGCUGAACGCAAAUUGGGACCAAAGUUGUACGGUGUUUUUAACGGUGGACGUAUCGAAGAAUACAUUCCAGCUCGGUGCCUUUUUAGAAAAGAACUUUUUGAUCCUACAAUUUCUUGCAAAAUAGCGGAGAAAUUGGCGAAAAUACACGCGUUGAAUACGUUGCCUUUUAGCAAAGAUCCCAAUAAAAUAUUCGAUAAAAUGUUCAAAUGGCUUCAAAUCUUCAUGAAAAAUUUGAAUAACCCUAAAUCUCCCACUCAUAAAAAUUCCGAGAAUGCCUCUAAAUAUGAUUGGACAAUAGAUGCUUGCCUAGAUAAAGAGAUCGAAUAUUGCAGGAUUCUUUCCAAAAAUUCUGAUUCUCCUAUUGUAUUUUGUCACUUCGAUUUGCAAGAAGGAAACAUUCUUAUACAUCGCCACCAACACUCCAUGGUUAAAGCUAUCAAGUCAACGAAACAUUCUGAAUCAAAUUUUAACAGUUAUAGCAAUAAUAGUAAUACCGAUGUUGAGAUCAAGCUAGAUUUUAUCGACUACGAAUACAGCGCAUAUACUUAUAGGGGUUUCGAUAUUGCGAACCACUUUUGCGAAUGGACUAUGGAUUACACAUUCAAAGAAUACCCGUAUUUUUCGCUGCAUUCUGAUAACUUUCCCACGAAAGAUCAGCAACGCCUAUUCUUGGAAGUCUACCUGCGCUCCUACCACGAAGCUGUUCGGUAUAACAAAACGCGCAGGAACAAACACGUGUACGCCGCAUCCGUUAAUAAAAACAAUUUUAAUUCCCUCAUUUCUUCCCCGCGUAUGAAUCCCGUUUCCAAAGAUCAUUAUAAUAAUGUGCCCGUUUCCAAAGAUCACUAUAAUAAUGUGCCCAAUAAAACGCCUUCGGAGGACGAUUUAUUCCAGGACCGUUACCAAAAUGGCUAUAAUUUGUUCAAUUUCGAUGACCUGGAAAAGGAAGUGAAUGGGAUAACUAAAGACGAAAAUUUGGGAACCAUUAAUGGAUCAAUCAAAAAAGAAGAUAAUGAGGUGGAAAUAAAUGAAAUGUUGGAAGAGGUGGACAUUUUCAUUUUGCUUUCUCAUCUCUUCUGGACCUUCUGGUCUUUGGUUCAAGCUGGUAACUCCAAAAUUCGCUUCGGCUUUGAAGAGUAUGCCGAAGUUAGGUUCAAAGAGUACCUAAGGGUCAAAGAUGAAUUUCAAAAAAAGAAGAAUAAAAUAAACGCGAAAUAAUUAGUUCUUCAUUAUAUGAAAAACAGCAUUUUUUACUUCAAGCACAUCACAAUUAUUUUAAAGCUCAGAGAAAAAAAGUGGUAGUUUUUUUAUUCCUGAAUUAACCCCCCCCCCCCACUCCCUCUUACAUUUUGCACCAAUUCUUUUUAUUAUAAACAUGUACACGAUUAAUUUAUUAAAAAUGCAGAUAUCACAAUCUUUAUAAAAAUAAUUUUAUUAUUAUUAACAUACUCACAUUUAAACAGGAAAAAUUUUACCCUCGGUUAAUUUUUAUAUUAUAUUUAAUUGUGUUAAUUUAAGACGAUGCAAUAUUCAAUCAUUUUUU
Messenger RNA from Gordionus sp. m RMFG-2023, 1860 nucleotides. Its product is annotated as choline/ethanolamine kinase-like. The transcript has 11 exons. Gene Ontology annotation, biological process: CDP-choline pathway; phosphatidylethanolamine biosynthetic process. Gene Ontology annotation, molecular function: choline kinase activity; ethanolamine kinase activity. The record is from RefSeq and is a predicted model, not a curated record. Gene Ontology annotation, cellular component: cytoplasm. NCBI's taxonomy places the organism in Eukaryota, Metazoa, Nematomorpha, Gordioida, Chordodea, Parachordodidae. The coding region runs from base 27 to 1535 and encodes 502 amino acids.